Anopheles nili is the source of this 357-nucleotide messenger RNA. It is a transcript of the gene mRpL55, whose product is annotated as 39S ribosomal protein L55, mitochondrial. NCBI's taxonomy places the organism in Eukaryota, Metazoa, Arthropoda, Insecta, Diptera, Culicidae. Gene Ontology annotation, biological process: translation. Gene Ontology annotation, molecular function: structural constituent of ribosome. The record is from RefSeq and is a predicted model, not a curated record. The transcript has 2 exons. Gene Ontology annotation, cellular component: mitochondrial large ribosomal subunit. The coding region runs from base 19 to 357 and encodes 112 amino acids.
GAUAAAAGUGGUGCAAAUAUGCAUAUCACGAAGAUCCUGCCAACAACUAUGUCCUAUCUCAACGGGCCAACCAUCAGAAGUCUAUCGUCAAACACAGCGGCAAUCGUGAAAGUUCACCGAAGCGUCUAUGCUCGACGAUACCCUACGCUGAUGGUAAUGCCCAAUGGAGCUACCAUCAAUCUCAGCUAUCAUGAGCCUAGACGGAUAAUAAAGCUUCCACUUGACUUGAGUACACUGUCUGAAACGGAACGAAAGGCACGGCUUGAAAAGCGCAAACCUAAGCAAAAGAUACGUAUUGAAGAUGACGUUGAGGAUACAUUUAAUGCAAACAAAUAUUUGAGGUACAUAAAGAAGUAA